AUGAGUUCCAGCUGUGAUGAUGCCCUUCGAAGGAUGAACGACAGCGCAGUCCGUUUUCACCAGAAGCGAGGCAAGACGUCUCGUGGACCGCGUCAACCUUACGGUCGUAUUGAAGCCAAACGGCUGCGGUACAACACGAUUCAUCCGUCCUCUUCUUCUUCUUCUUCUUCUUCUUCUUCAUGCACUUUCAUGCGAAAUCAACGUGCCCCCAACAAU
Messenger RNA from Protopolystoma xenopodis, 216 nucleotides. The record is from the annotation of a GenBank genome assembly. Lineage: Eukaryota; Metazoa; Platyhelminthes; Monogenea; Polystomatidea; Polystomatidae.